Molecule: messenger RNA, 3746 nt
Organism: Megachile rotundata (alfalfa leafcutting bee)
Lineage: Eukaryota; Metazoa; Arthropoda; Insecta; Hymenoptera; Megachilidae
Product: chymotrypsinogen A
Biological process (GO): proteolysis
Molecular function (GO): serine-type endopeptidase activity
Source: RefSeq, a predicted model, not a curated record
GUAUAGUUAGUAACAUUUUAAGAAGAGAACAGAGAAAUUUCAGAAAAUUUAAGACUGCAUCGUAAGAAAUAACGCUUGUUUACUUAUUUUAGCGUAAAAUAAACGAUCGGUAAAUAAACGAGCGUGCGCCGAAUGAUGUUUACAGCGUAGACGUACCGUGUGCGGUAAGUUAGCUUUAUCGAGAGAUUGCCGAAGAACAAUCUGUGUUCUAAUUAGAUUUUAAAGCCUUUCGUCUCUGUUUAGAAUCGCUCGAAUUCGAUUAGUUAAUUUUGUCGCUUGUAGCGAAAAAGCAUCGAACAGCUUCGAGCAUAGACGAGAAUUUCGUAGAUUCGGAAACGUAGGCUCGCCGCUCUACCGAUACGCGCGUAACGGAAGAAAUCUAUAUAUAAAUCAUCAUCGUAGAUCGUAGACUGGAAGCACGAACUGUAAGAAUCAAUGUUCCGGCGAAUGCGUUUCGUCUAUAUACAUUAUACGUAUAUGCAGACGACAGGAGACGAUAUCAUCCUGAACGUUGUAUUUACUGCGAAACCAUGGACAGGAGCUAGAAUUUUCUUGCCAAUAGCAACUACUUGUUUAAUAUUAAAAUUAUAGCACUUGCCCCAUACGGUUCGACUCGAAUGUUCGUCGCAGAAAUUUCACGUAAAAAGAAUAAAGAAGAAAAGGACGUUUCAAGGUCAUCUAUGCUUUUAUUUGCUUUUUAUCAAAUAGCGAUAUACAUUGAUGUUACGUUAGCUCGGAGAUAACGGCGUAGAUGAUCUUCGAGAACGGUUUAUUUAUUCGCGCUAAAUGUUCGCACAAACGUUGGAAUACACUUAGUAGGAUACUUUCAACUAUGUAGAUCGUUUAAUUAUUUUCAACGGUAUAACGAUCUUAGAGGAACGUGUUGCGACAACAAGAAACAUUCGUGUUUGUUCGAUGUAGGAGAAAGCACUGUCAGAGAAAUAUGUACAUCGAUUCGAGAUGUUGCGCGAAGCGGAACGAUAAUAAUUAUUUAUCUUUUUAACGUCCGCUUUUUUACCGCUUAACGAACUAUAUUGUCAAUUAUAGAAAGGUACGAAUUCGCUUGGCGAAUUUCGCAACGUUAACGGUGUUUCUUUCGAUUAUCCUAGUAGAAGAUGUGUAUCCUUCACUGCGUAGUCCGUAGAGGGAAAACUCGGCUUUCGAUGUUUCCGGUCAAGAAUUUUCUUCGAAACUUUGUACGAGGAACGUACAGUUAUGUCGAGAAAACUGGUUUACUCUCUUUCACGUUGACAAGUAAAAAGUUUGCUUCGAUCCGGGGAGGAAUAAAAGAAAAAGCGAAAUGAACGUGUUAAAGUUGAACAUAAUUAUCUCGACGAUACCAGCUCGCAUUCCUGCGCGCUUUCUUUGCGAUCGAAUGGCCUGGAUAGGAGCGAUACGAAUCGUUUGAAAAUCUCGAAGGAGCCAAUUAGACCGACUUUAAAAUACUUUCGAGCAUCCUGUUACGUUUUCGUAUUACCGAAUUGGAAAUUUGUCGGCCUCGCGGUAACCGAUCGCCACGACGCGGCGAGAGAUAUCGGUGGGAAAAUUGUUCGAACGUCGCCGAGGGAAAAAAGGAGGUAGAAGAGGAGAAGAGUAAUCGUCGGGACGAUUUCUAAAAGGAGGCAGGAGAGACGAGCGAGCAAGGAACAAACGUGUCCGAUCGGACGAGAGUAACUUUCGUUAGUGAGAGCGAUAUUCAUCCGUUUAAGUUUCCAUUCGUAAGCGUCGCGAUCCUAAGUGUGUAUUCCCCUCCUUCGUAGGCGCUCGUCAACGAUCACUUUCUUCUGCGUUCCUUCGAAGGAUUUACUCGUUCGAGUGGUCGAUGCAGCGCGAGGAUUACCUCCUCGUCUCUUUCCUUUCGUCGAACGAGACGUAUCUUUCGCGCGUUAGGCACGCGCGUCGUCGUCGUCGUGAUCGAGUCGCGUGUCGCGUCGCCGAGUCGAAAAAUAAAUCUCUCGUUGCUCGGUUUUCCUACGAUUCUUCGGAAUGGCCAAGAGCUAAGAGUAGAGAGAUUCGGCAAACAUGAACAUCGAGAUACGACUAAGCGAAACGGGUACCCAGUGAAAUGAGUGUUCGCGUUGGACUGGCGAUAAUCCUGUUCCUUCUCGCGGAGGUCGGCCGGACGACGCCGACGAGGAUCCUCGGGGAGAACCAUUCCGCGUCGCACAGACAACCACGAGCAGUUCUUUCGGCGAGAAGCGACGACCGAACGAACGUAGCGAGCACGACCGGCCGUAUAUUCAACGGGAAACCGAGCAAAAGAGGCUCCUGGCCCUGGCAGGUUUCUCUUCAGCUGCUGCAUCCGAAGCUGGGAUUCAUCGGUCACUGGUGCGGCGGUGUUCUCAUCGAACCCAACUGGGUCGUCACGGCGGCUCAUUGCGUUCACAACGAACUAUUCAAUUUGCCGAUCGGUGCGCUAUGGACGGCGGUCGUAGGCGAAUGGGAAUUGGACUCUGGCGGAAGAGGCUCCGCUAGGCUGCCGGUCGAACGAGUAAUCCUUCACGAAAGAUUCAAUAAUUACAUGCACGACAUUGCUCUGAUGAAACUGGCGAGGCCAGCUCCGUUGUCGAAGGCGGUACGAACAAUUUGCUUGCCGGACCCGGAAGAGGAGCUCGCGAAAAGCCAGUGCGUCGCUUCCGGCUGGGGUCGAUACGGACCCUCGCAGUCGCUUUCGACCGCGCUCUUGGAAGCUUCGGUGCCGUUACUCGAUCUCGAGAAAUGCACGCAAGCCUAUGGGAAAUCGGUACCGCUGAGAAGCGGCCAUCUCUGUGCCGGACACACCGAUGGCUCUUCCGGAAGUUGCGUGGGUGAUUCUGGAGGACCGCUGCAGUGUCGUCGCGCGGACGGUGUAUGGCAAUUGGCAGGCGUUACCUCUUUCGGGUCAGGAUGUGCCAGGCCAGGCUUUCCCGACGUUUACACUAGGAUACAAUAUUACGUGAAGUGGAUCAGGAAGAUGAUCAACAGCCACGACGACGACGCGCGCUUCUUCUGAUCGUGAUCGAAGACACGAAUAACUGUACGAAAUCGAUCGUCGUUGGUUCAGCGAGAGGGUAUUAUCCGACGAAAGGAAAAAAGGAUCGAACGAUCGUUGCAGCUCGUGUAGCGCGUUCGAAACGACGCGAUAGGCGAGGAAGAAAAUCGAGAGGGAAUAAAAAUAAUAAAAAUCUAGAAUACGGUAGAAGUAACUUGGAUGGAAAAUAGAAUCGGUCACCCUCCGGCUCAACAAUCUCUUCUUGAGGCUAUAUCUGGGCUAGCGUAUAUCUUAUUUCUGUUCUCUCGAUGCAGCUGAAAAAUAUCUGCAUUUAAAUGAGUCGGAUGCGGUUUCUCCGAGCUCUCGGCAACUCGAACGCUCUCGAAGCGCCGAAGGUUGCGCAACCCUGUUGCGUUUGUGCGUAGCGAUCGCGUCUUCGUAUAGCGACACGAUGAAAUUAGAAAUAUCGAUUUAGCCGAGGACACGCGUACAACGCAUUCUAGCAAGUAAUAGAGGCAGGGUACACAAUCGAUGCGACCAGGAGCAUCCGUUAAUUAGCUUAAUACGAACCACUCAGCAUACCGAAAGCACACCCUGAUCGAGUUUCGUUCGCUUGCUGGCUCUACCGACUCGAAUCUUUGUUAGCUUCCUCCCGUUUAGACGCUCCUCGUUUACGCCUGAACCAGAGACACUCUUCGUUUUAACCGAUUGUUAGCGCCGUUUACUUAGCUAGUCAACUUUUUCUACCUUUCAAAUAAUAAAUUUCCUCCUAAUA